Messenger RNA from Chrysemys picta bellii (western painted turtle), 7250 nucleotides. It is a transcript of the gene ZNF516, whose product is annotated as zinc finger protein 516. The record is from RefSeq and is a predicted model, not a curated record. Gene Ontology annotation, biological process: regulation of DNA-templated transcription. Gene Ontology annotation, molecular function: DNA-binding transcription factor activity, RNA polymerase II-specific; RNA polymerase II cis-regulatory region sequence-specific DNA binding. Lineage: Eukaryota; Metazoa; Chordata; Testudines; Emydidae. Gene Ontology annotation, cellular component: nucleus.
CUGGUAGUCAAAGCAGCCCCGGCUGGCCAAAGGGCAAGGGAAAGUUUGGCGCUGAAGGGGCCCCUGGGUUGGGGCUUGGCAUAGAGGGUUUGCAAGUCGCCCCCCCGUCCGCAGGAGUGGAGCUGGCGCAGUGAAUCAUGUGCAGUUCUUUCCUUAUUGCAUUCAGCGCAUGGUUUCACCUUCAGAUUCUUGUUUGUCUGUGUGUCCUUUCCCAAAUAAUAUUACCUUACGCGAACGAGGCCCUUCCCUCUGUCUGGCCAAAUUUCUGUCCUUGGUUACAUGCCGACAACCCCAUUGACAUUGAAAUUGCAGGGGUGUAACUAAGGGUGCUCGUUGCCAUCUGCUUACAGAACAUACAUGAAUAAAGUGACACCCCAGACUCUUUCGAGCAAUUGAUAGGGGAAACUUUAACCUGAGAAUGAAGAGAGAAACACUCAGCAGAACCGUAUGAUUGAAACCACAGCCCAGCCCUCUGCUGUUAGACAAGGCUUUGUCCUUUUGCCCUGUACGACCGAUGUUGCAGUAGUUCAGAUGGAUCGCAGCAAGGAGGCAGAGAUGGAAUUACGAAGAUCCUCUAGUCCCAGCAAGGUAAACAAGAGUGACAUUGAUGGAGACAAGUCCAUGUGCCACAGCUGCUGCAUCUGUGGCAAGAGUUUUCCUUUUCAGAGCUCCCUGUCUCAGCACAUGAGGAAGCACACAGGAGAGAAGCCCUAUAAAUGUCCUUACUGCGACCAUAGAGCUUCCCAAAAGGGCAAUCUGAAGAUACACAUUCGGAGUCACAGAACAGGCACUUUAAGUCAGGGGCAUGAGGUGGAGAUGGGAGAAGCACAGCUUGGAGAGAUGGGAGUCUCAGAAGGCCUUGACGGAUGCACCAGCCCCACCAAAAGUACAUCUGCCUGCAACAAGAUUCUGAACGGGGCAACUCAGGCAGACAACAGCAAGAUUUUGUUGAGAAGCAGCAAGAAGGAGCUUGUCACAGAGGCAUCACCUGCAGAAGCUGACAAGCUACCCACUUAUCAGUGCAUCUUCUGCAAAAACAAGUUUGAGAGAAAGAAAGACCUGGACCAGCACCUACAUCAAGUCCAUAAGCCGUACAAAUGCAGGCUUUGUAGCUACAUGACAUUAAGAGAAGAGACACUGUUAAACCACAUAGAGAAAGACCAUAUUACAGCUCAAAUUCCAAAUGGGGAAACUUACACCGAGAAUUGCAAGAGUGAGCUGAAUGCAGGGGAAUUUCCUUGUGAAGUCUGUGGUCAGGCCUUUAGUCAAACCUGGUUUCUCAAAGCUCACAUGAAAAAGCAUAGAGGAUCGUUUGAUCAUGGAUGCCACAUUUGUGGCAGAAGAUUUAAAGAACCCUGGUUUCUCAAAAACCACAUGAAAUCACACGGUCCAAAGACGGGGAGCAAAAACAAACCAAAAAAUGAUUUAGAGCCCAUAGCCACUAUUAAUAAUGUGAUUCAGGAGGAAACAAUUGUGACUGGCUUAUCUCUGUAUGAAGUUUGCACCAAGUGUGGGAAUCUGUUUACAAAUAUGGAAAGCCUAAAAGCACACAAUGCUGUACACUUGAGAGCUCAAAGAAGCAGUAUUGAGAACAAAGCUGAGGGGUUAAUUGAUGGAAACCUAGAUCCAUCUGUAAAUAAGCAAUUUUUCUUACAGUGCCUGAAUCUGAGGCCAGCUGUAGGGAUAGAUAGAGUUACAAAUGGACAGCCUGGAAAAAGGGUAGCUGAGCUGGAUCCAGUCAGUAGCUACCAGGCCUGGCAGCUGGCCACCAAAGGAAAAGUAGCGGAGCCUUCUGAGUAUGUUAAAUAUGUGGGAUGGGAUGAAGUCCUUGCUGAUGCAGAUGUGACUUAUGACAAGGAUAAAAGAGAAUAUAUUCUUGUCAGCCAGGAGAAGCGCAAGCGAGAUCAGGAUUCACCCAGCUCCUCCAGCAACCCCAAGAAGAAAAGCUGUGUCAGUGGGCGCUUGGAGAAGAACAGCAAUGUGCAACAAGGAGAAAACUGUAUCCUUGCCCAGGGCGACCUGGACUACAGACCCUCCUCAAGGCAGAGCAGAAGGGCAUCCCAAAACAAGUCCACCGAGUGCUUUGAGUGUGGAAAGAUUUUCCGCACCUACCACCAAAUGGUGCUCCAUUCGCGGGUGCACAGGAAAGAACGCAGGAGCUGCAGUGAGAGUGGAACCGUUGCUCAGCCAGACCGGUAUGGAUCCAGCAGUGAAGAAGGGGAUUCUGGUUCUGUUAGUGGACCAAGCACUCCAGGCUCAGCGUCUGCCCCAGAAGAUUCUGUGACCUCUGGAAUGGGUGAGGAGGGUGCUGAGGACAGCUCUGAGGAAGGAGUACCUGAACCAUCACUAGGUAAAAAGCCAUACCACUGCAGUUUUUCCGAAGAGGGGGCAAUGGUAACAUCUCAGGUAGAAGAGCUUCCUAAAUUUGGAAGUGACAAUGCCAGAGAAAAAGAUGUCAAUGAAUCUAAACCAGAGCUAUCAACUUUGGUAUCUACCCUGGAAAACAAUAUCAAACGGCCUUUUUCAAAGUAUGAAGCUCAGAGAAAUUCUUCAGACUUAAAGAUGCCAGCAUUUCAACCUAGACAAGAGCUUCCUUGCUCCAGUAGUACUGCUGACUUUGCUUCAGGAGUGGGCCAGACAUCUUUAGAUGCGGUAGUAGACUUGAAAACCUCAUUGGAAAAGCAGGCUGGUCACCCUAAAGAAAAUUUCUCAGACUUGUGCAGGGAGCACCCUGUUCUCGAAAAAGGGAGAGAGGCACAAGAAAUGGUUCCACUAGAUUUAAGUGAAAAAUCAACGAGGGCUGAUUCAUGCCAUAAGGGUUUUACCUCAUCUUUGCAGGCUGAUUUGAUUGUCCACCCAUGUCCUUACUGCAAUCAUAAGACCUAUUACCCUGAAGUCCUGUGGAUGCACAAAAAAAUUUGGCACAAAGUCAGCUGUAACUCGAUGGCUCCGCCAUGGAUUCAACAAAAUGGAUUCAAGAGUAUAAAAAACAACUUGGUUUUUCUGGCAAGAAGUGGACGCACUGGUCCUCCUCCAUCCCUUGGUGGUAAAGAAUGCCCACCUUUGCCUGUUGCCAGGUUUACACGCACUCAAGUUCCAAGUGCGUUGCCAGGAUCCAAAAGCAAUUCUUCCCCUGUUGGGAUGACUACAAAGCCUGGUAGUAUGCAUCAGUCUAAGGACAGCCAUUCGUUUGGCCACUGUGGUUCACGGUCGUCAGGUCUUGAUGGGUACAGGCAGCCCAAAUCAAACCAUACCCAGGAGCAGCACAGCAUAGCAGCACAACAACCUCAGCUUAAAGCUAAAUAUGAAGUAAACUCCAAACUGAUGCAAGCGGGAAGCUUUAGCAGAAGCCUAACACCCACCCAGACAGUCGUAUCAAGGCCCACCUCACAGCCUGCCAACAGUAAACAGGUAGAGAAGUAUAUGAUUCCCCAAGGAAGUGCUGGUUUUCACCCUUCAAGUAAGCACUGUGCAUCUGACCCAACAAAAGCCAAAUUCAACCCACCGCCUCAGUAUCACCCUCUGUGUAAAACUGAGCAGUACACUAAACAUGAAGAUCAGUCAGUGCCUCAAUGGGAAUCUCACACCAAGGCUGGGAAUGAGAUGAGGACAUUGGCAAACUGCACAACAGGAACAAGAGCGAGUCCACUAAUGCAGCCUCAGCCUAGCACAGCAGGAGCUUCUCCAGCUUUACACUCCAUCAAACAAGAACCAGCAUCAGAGGGGCACGAGAAACGUUUGGACAUUUUUUUUAAGACCUACAUUCCAAAGGACCUUGCUUCGUUGUACCAAACCUGGGGUGCCAAUAGCCCUGUGCUGGAUCAUGCAGGGAUGCUUAGGACACAAACACGCCAAGGAGACUAUGUCUGCAUAGAAUGUGGAAAAUGCUUUAACCAGCACAGUCACUUCCGGACUCAUAUGAGGUCCCACACAGUGGUAUUUGAGUCUAAUGGACUCCGAGGUACUGAAGUUCACACCACCUCCGCAGAUGCCCCAAAACAAGCUCCCAUUUAUUCCCAAUUUUAUCUUGCAGGUCACUUGAUUUUUUAGAAUAUCCCUUUCUGCUUUUCCAACAUGGGGAGAGACCAUUCCAAUGCAGAUAUUGUCCAUACAGUGCCUCUCAGAAAGGGAACCUAAAAACACAUGUACCGUGUGUGCACUGGUUACCCUUUGACAACAGCCAGUACCCUGAUCGGCAAUUCCAACAACCACAAAGUGAUGAUCCCAACAACCCUGCAGAAGAACAGCUGGAAAACUUCCCUACAAGCCAUCAAAUCUCUGGAGUCACUGUGCUAGAGUGAAAACAGUGCUCUGCUAGAAUGGAGAUGCCUCUGCACUGUUAAUCAUUUUAAAAUAAAUGAAGAUGCUACACAAGAUAUAUAUAAAUUGACGUACUAAUCAGUCCCAUGGUUCCUUAUUUCCUUUAUAAUAAACAGUGGAGUUGGCAAGCACUGUGGCAGUGCAAGGCAUCUAUAUUAAUCAAGAUAAGUUUGAGACACUGGAAUAAUUAAACUAUAUGUGAUUUGGACAGCGUGAAGAAUUUAAGUACUAUAACAAAAACCUCCCUGAUGCUCAGAAUGACUAUUUGAUACAUUUGAAAAACAGCAGUGGAUUUGGGGGCCGAACAAGUAUUAAUUAAUGAAACUGCCGCUGCUUGUCAUGAGGAAAAAUAAACUUUUAAAAAGGAGGACGGGGAGGGGGAAAGAGGUGGCAUUUGGUGCUUUGGAGAGCAAUGCUUGAUGAAGGACUAAAGAGAAGACCAUCAUUCUACAAUGGUUUGUUUCAUUACAGUUUGGGGACCACUUGCAUUUCUAAGUCUCUUGUUCUUGACUGCGCACCAUUAAUAGUAUGUGAAUAUGGAAAUUGAAACACUUCCACAGAAAUGCUUAUAUUCUGCUUUGGAAAAGAAAAAGCUGGUUGAACACUAAGAAAAAUAGGCUUUGGUGUUUUACUCUCAGGACCUUUUUUGUAACAGGGCUACUUUCUUUGACCUGAUCACAAAGGAAGUCUGCACGUUUAAAAAAAUUAUUCAGCUGUUUAAAGCCGCUGAUCUGUACGUUUUUAAUAGAGAAGGAGUCGCUGAACAAGUUCAGGCUGACCUAGGCCCUUAGGGUACUGUACGCUCCUGUAUUUUUGUUCAGCAAGCCUGUUACCCUUCCUUUCUGGGCUUGGUGACAUUUUGAAAAGAUGAGUAACUUCUUUUGUGGUGGCAGGUUAAUGUUCAUAUAAUGUGUCAUGUCUUGUACUUGGUGAUCACUGGUGGUGUUAGGAGGAAAAAAAAGAGCUUUAUAUACCUCUUCUACAGUAACUCUUUUAAAUGCAAGUUUUCAAGGUGGAGGUUGUGGCACAUAGGUUGGUAAACCAUGCAGUGUAAGCAAUUAACAAAAUGUAUUCCACAGAUAUAAAUAUUUUCUUUUCUCAUUGCUGUGACACUAUGUGUGAUGGUAAUAUUUCUGAGAGUUUCAGAUUUUGCACAUAUAAUUUUAUGCAUUAUCAAAAGUUACUGCUGCCUUGAAAGAAAAUGUUCUGUGAAAUUUUUUGCAAAAGCUUUACUAGGUGUUUUUUUUUAAUUGUAACAUUUUGUAAAGGCAGGAAAUGGAUUUAAAAAACUCGCAUGCUAAUUAUAUUUUUCAAAAAAAGCAAUAAUUUUACAUGUACAGAAAUGAUGCUAACCUUUAAUACCGGCGAGAGCAACAGUUUACUUAAUACAAUAAUGGAAUAGUGCUGUUUUUGUAGUAAAUGGGCUUCUGACACAAAGAUUUGUUUAAAAAAAAAACAAAAAACAUAAAGCGUGAUUUUUCUGUUCUAACCAUUUUUUUUGUUUGCUUGUUUUUUUGUAGGUUUUAUUUUUUUUUUUUUGGUUUGGUUUCAAACCUAGUCAAUAAUUGGUUCUGGCUAUUACUUGUUACUUGUGAAUUACUUGACAGUUCUUGUUACUUUGCAACACUUGCAAAAAUGCAAAUAUAACUUUAUGUAAUUUUUUUUUACUAAUUUUUCCUCAUACUUUUACACCAGAUGUAUAGCAGAAUUCUCUGUAGUCCUGGUGUAGUUAGGAAUGUCUGUGCAAAUACUUAUAAGUGACUGUCAUUGACUGUUUUGUAAAGUUAUUUUGAGGGAAGUCGCCAGACACAUUCCACUGUGUACACGCACACAGACACAUACACAAAAAAUUGCUGUGUGGAUUAAUGACUGAUCAUCAUUUUGGGGUUUGCACUAGCUUUUUUGGUUGCUUUCUGAGUCAUUUUUUUCUUGGAUAAAAGUAAUGAUGACAGUUCAGGAAUGCACGAAAGCUAGUUGCUUAUCUUAUUUGUUUGUGUUUUAGUUAUUAAAAUCUCUUCUGUACCCAAAAUGGCACAAAAGUGUAGUGUACAUUUGUAAUUUUUUUAAAUUUUUUUUCCUGUUUUGCAAGCUGAUACGGAAAAUCAUAGUUAAUAUUUAGAGCAAAUGUUGCUUUCUGGAACCUUUUUUCCAGAAUACCUGACAGAGAUGAGGAUAGUGCUGUCACUGCCAUUACCGGGGUACUAAUCAGCAAAGUUACAAUCAUAAUUUAGCUACAUGAAGAACAACAGUAAGGGAAAUCAGUUUAAAUAAUUAUAUGCUGUGUAUAGCACAGAAAUGAGAUUUUCACUAAAUUAAACAGGAAAUGGGAGGAGUUGGUGAGGGAAAGCCAACCUCAAAGACCAGCCACUUUCAGAUGUGAAUCAUAGGCUUUCUUGUUCUUUCUUUAUCAUUGUAUUGUAUUGAUUUUUUUAAUUCAGUUAGACCAUAGUAUUUAAAAUGUUUUGUGUUCUUUAUUUAUUUAGUUAAUUGGUUUUGAUCAGCUUUUUUAAACAGCAUGAUGAAUUUUUAGCAUGACACACUCCUGUAAGCCAUCUUCUGACUGUUACAGACUUUCUACUACCUCUACCAAUCUACUGUUUCCUCUCCUUAACAGGUUUUUACAGUGUUGCAGUCUAAUGUAACUUAGCCAAUAAAGGGUAUGAUUAUCUGUAUUGCAGAUUCUCAGUGUAUCUGCCAUCCCUCUUUUUUUCCUCUCUUUUUGCCUUUACUUUUCGUCAUACCUAAAAAAGCAGGUGACAGAUUAUCUGCCACAAUAUUUUUUCUAUAGUGAAUGUUUUAGAUUGACCAAAAUUUUGUCAGACUCAAAGUAACCUCUUCUUGAAGAUAAUCAACUAGUGUAUUGUUGUGUUUCUGUUUGCAUCCUAGAAUUCUUACUGUAAAAAAUGUAUGAAUAAAUUCUUGCAUAGUUU